This is a messenger RNA of Aspergillus ruber CBS 135680, 411 nucleotides long. RefSeq lists its product as uncharacterized. Bases 1 to 411 code for a protein of 136 amino acids. Lineage: Eukaryota; Fungi; Ascomycota; Eurotiomycetes; Eurotiales; Aspergillaceae. The record is from RefSeq and is a predicted model, not a curated record. The transcript is spliced from 2 exons.
AUGUUCGAGCGUCGCGCUGCUGACCGAUACCACCUCCGCCUGCACCGCGCUCGUUCGGUUGCGUUAACCUCUGAUGAGAUUGUCGAAGUCCGCGCAGCCCAACGUACCUUUGAAGGCGCCUACGUUCGCACCGCUCUGUCCCAAUUCUCCUUCGCCCUCGUCGUGCUCAAGAUCUUCAGUCGCGAGUUCUACAGCAUCGGUGCAUUGUUUGCAGUCUAUGGAACGGGUGUGCUCAUAAUUGGUCUCUUCCGUCGUCAACAAGGAAACAAACAGUUUUUCUCGGAGGUGGGAGAGGAUGGUGUCCACCGUCACAAGUUCCGGACUAGUGGGAAUGCCGUGGUGGUUUUGACGGUGCUGAGUAUUGCAGCGUAUGCGGUUCUUAUCGCUCUCACGUUGAAAUUAAGUCGCUAG